This is a messenger RNA of Rhopilema esculentum, 7570 nucleotides long. RefSeq lists its product as uncharacterized. The record is from RefSeq and is a predicted model, not a curated record. Lineage: Eukaryota; Metazoa; Cnidaria; Scyphozoa; Rhizostomeae; Rhizostomatidae.
AGAAUGCGCGUGGUGACUCUCCGAUGUAUCAGUGGGCAGGUUUCAAGUUGAAUGGUUGGUAAAUCACAGUUCUGGCAGCAGAAGGAGCAGUCUUCAGAGUUGUUUUGGUAACACCUGCAAUUCUGAUUGUCUUGAACCGCAUUUUAUCGCAUUGGCAUUUUGCCAUCAAAUGAGUUUCUUAGCUGACCAGGCAGAUAACCUAGGGGAUCUCAGUAAUUUUAUCAAGAAACUUGAGGAAGAUCACCUGUCAGCUGGAGAGGACAGUCACUCUAGUGAACGAUUUGCUAAUUUCGAUGACCCACAGAACGUUCCUGCUCGAAUUAGAGAAAUUGUAACAAGAUCAAUAUCUCCCCCUGGCACAACAACAAUGUCACGGGAGUCAAGUCUUGCAAACGAGAACCGUUUGCUGCAAGAUGAGCUGUCAAAGUUAGAGGACUUGCUCGCAUCCACGAGGGCAGAGAGAGACGAAAUAGGCUCAAAGUACUCGGCUCUGAGUGAGAAGGUUGGAGACUCUACUUCAAAAAGUCGAGUAGUUAUGGAAGAUUCACCUAAAAUCAAUGGAGAUGCAGGACCAGGUGAAUCUUUGGUGCAAACGAAUGCCAUUUUGCGGCAAAAGCUAGACGAGGAGCAUGCAAAUUACAAGCGAAAACUACAAGCCUAUCAAGAUGGACAGCAGAGGCAGGCUCAGCUUAUACAGAAGCUUCAGAGCAAGGUUUUACAGUAUAAAAGGAAAUGUGGGGAGCUAGACAAUAGUAUGAGUGAUAAGAGUAAAGAGCUUGAAAAAGUGCAGAGUGAGUUGAAAAAUGUGUCCGCCAACUUGCAAGCUUAUGAAGGGCGAUUAAGGGAAACCGAGGAAGAACAUAGCACUGACCUUGACAAUACACUAAUUCGGCUAGAGGAAGAGCAACAAAGAAAUUCAAGCCUCCAACACGUUAACAAUAUGCUAAGAGAACAACUGGAACAAGCAAAUCAAACAAAUAAUAGCCUAAAUAUGGAAGUCCAGAAGCUGACUGCUGAUUGGAACAAGGCAAAAGAGGAACUGGAACAGAGAGAAGAAGAGGAACAGAAAUAUUUCAGUGAAGAACACGACAGAUUGGUUACCCUCUGGCAAACAGUCAAUGGAUUCAGAAGACAAUUCAACGAAAUGAAGAUCCAAGCACAAAAGGAAUUGACAAUGGUGCGAGCUGAAGUCAACAAAUCUGCGCGUACAAUUCAAAGUUCUUGCAUCAACCUGGAAAGGGUCCAACGUGGUACAGAAUCAAAUACCUCUGCCGUCUUGGAAAGAGAAAGAAGUAGUCGCGAAAAGACUGAGCGUCAACUUCGUGAAAGGGUCCAGGAAUCGAUGGAGCUGCAAGCGAAGUUCGAAUCGGACGCUGCCAAUGCCGCUCAGAAGAUAAACGAAUUGACUAAACUUUGCAAGGAGCUUCAGCAAGAAAACAACCAGAAGGACGAAGAGAUUGAUGCACUUACUAGGAGGCUGUCUGGUUUGGAGAAUGGCAUUGUUGAGCAGAGUGAAAAGUGGGAGAAGGAAAGUCAAGCGAGUGUUCUAGCUGUGAAGGAAGAGGCAGAUUUACUCCAUACAACUCUUCGCGAGAUUACAAACACUGUCAUUCGUGAUACAGAGAUGACUGCCAAAAUGGUAGGCUCUCCAACUGGCGAUGGAAUGGAGGAAAUUGACGCCGAAGAAGCAGAAGAGCUAGAGGGUAGCUACGUCACUUCUACCCCAUACACACGCGUGACCACCAAAAACCGCUCACCCUCACCAUCCCGUGCUAUUAGGUUGAGGUCUUUGUCGCCAACCAGGGCUAGGACGCCUGCGCUUGCCGACUCCGCAGUGUCUGCUGUUCAAACGGCUUUGAAGAAGCGCCAACUGCAGGUGCAGGAACUCAAGUCAAAGUUGAACGCGGCAAAGGAUGAUGCUAGCGUUUCCAGGAAACAAAUUGACAGUUUGAGCAAGCAGAAGAAAGAAAUCGAAUCAAAUGCUAACAAGUUGAAUGAGGAGCUUGACAGAACGCAAAGAAAAUUGGUGGAAGUUGCAGGCGAUCGGGACCGUUUUAAGCAGCAGCUCGACUUAUCAAGCAACGACAAGCAGAAUUUAGACAGAGUAAGGUCUUCUUUAGCCAAGCAUGUUGAGGAGCUAACCUCUGAAAUUGAAAAACUUAAACUCGCAAAUACUGAUCUGAUCAGGACAAGAGAUCAUUUGGAGGAUGAGAAAGAUGAUUCAGGGAAAGAACGAGGUAAGUUGCUCAGUGAGCUGAAGCGCUCACAGCUGAUUGUGGAAAAUCUCGAAGCUAAACUCUCUAGUAUCAAGGAAGAGUGUGUUGAUCUGAAAGAAAAGCUUAACAGAGCUAUUCUUGAGAAAGAGGUGAUUGAACAAGAAAAAUCCCACCUGUCGGAGGUUUUGUCAAAAGCUGAGCUUUCAAAGGCGGAAGUGGAAAUGGAAAUAAACAGGGUGAAGACGGAGGAGCUUGCUUUGAAGGACGCUUUGAUCAAACUGCAAAGCUUGAAUGAAGCCCUGGGAAUGGACAAAGUCGAGCUAACCAGGAUUAUCAGGCAUAUGGAAUUUGAGAAAGAUGCUCUGGGAAAUGAGAAGAACGAAAUCGAGCAAGAAAAAAUAAGCAUACGUGAAGAACUGAUUAGAGUGGAGCAAGAAAAGGUUGAUCUAGACACCGAGAAAUCGACGUUGGAUCAGAAUCUAAGCAUGACAGAAGCAACGCGUGAAAAACUGGAAAGCGAGUUGAUUCAAGUAAACAGAGAGAGGAAAGAAUUGAUCGAAAAUCUGAAUCAAGUGACACGUGAACGAGAUGGCUUCCAUGAUGAGUUGCUUCAAGCAAGACGAGAAUUGGACCGCCAAAGCAACAACGUGGUGCGGCUUGCACGCGAAAAGGAGGACCUCACGAAGGAGAAGUCCAAUCUCAUUGUUCAGCUGACUGGCUCAGAGAGAGAUAACCGUGCGAUGUCUGAGGCCAAUGCUAGCUUGAAAAGUGACAAGGAAAGCCUUGAAACUGCUUUGUACGAAAUCCAGCAGACAGCAGGCAAGCUGGAAACACGUAAAGAACAAUUAGAGGGAGAGAACCAGGAGCUGCGCUUAGCAAAGGAGGCCCUUGCGGUGGACAUUGCUAGAGUAAAGAAGGAGAGAGAAAUUGAAGAAACCAAACUGAACAGGGUGAUCGAGGGGCUGGAACAAAACAUUGCUGCUGCGAACCGAGAUCAUGAGGUUGCAAUCAAUCGUGCAAAGCAGAGAAACGAGGAAGAUGUUGAGAGACUUUCCCAAGAAAAGGACACUUGCAUUUUGCAGGCCAAUCAAGACAAGGAGGACGCUAUCAAUGAACUCAAAGAAGAGCUUGAGGAACUCGCUCAAAAGUAUGAAAAGGAGAAGGCAGCUUUGAUAAACGAAGUAGCUUUAGUUCAAAAGGAAAGAGACGAAAUGCUUGUGAUGGCUGAGAGCGAGAAACAAGAAGCAUUGCAUAUGGCUUCAAACGAGAAAGCUAUGUUGGUUGAGAGAGGAAACAAAGUAAAAGAUGAGUUGGACAGUGUGAAAGCGGACCUUGAUCGAGUGAAACGAGAGUCAUUCAGCAAAUCAGAACAAGAUAAGGCUGCAUUGAACGCAACACAGCGAGAGCUGAAACAAACCAAAGACCAGCUGGAAGAGUCCUUGGCUAGCUUCAAGGCACGAAUUGAAGAGCUUGAGCUGCAGGUUCGAGAUUUGACUCGCGUUAAGGAGAAUGCCGACAAGGAGAUAAACGAAUUGAAAUUGCAGUUGAAAAUGGUAGAAGAAUCACGUGAUGCUGUUCGAAGAGAUUUGAUUGAAGCACAAAGAAAGAUCAGGCACGGUGAAGAGGCUAUGGAAACUGCGAGGAAGGAAAUAGCAGAGCUGCGCAGGGCGUUGAAAGAUGAGGAAAAAGAAAAGGAAGCUAUUCAACUAACCACAAACGAAUUACGAGGCAAAGUCAAGAGGGCGGAAGGAGAAAAAGCUAAUUUGAAAAGAAGUUUGGACGAGGCAAAACAGAAGAUAGCCCAUUUUGAGGAAAAGACGUCAGUACAACAGAAGGAAGCCGAGGAGAUGAGAGGCAACCUAAGGGAAAUCGAGAAGGCUCGCCAAGAAGCUCGCAGGGAAAUUCAGCAACUUCACAACCAGGUAAGGCAACUUGAAUCGGAUUGCUUGAAGGCAAAGAAGGAAAUCAGCAGCUUGAAGGACCAGCUUGCUAAGGAAGAACAUCUUCUUGAAGAAAGUCGUAGAGAGGCCUAUGGCACCAAGCAGAAGCUGGCCGAAGUAGAUGGAGCCCGUGAGGUAUCCAGAAGAGAAGGGCAGCAACUGGCGAGAAGGCUUGCAGACUUUGAAGAGGAUUUUAGAUUGAAGGAGAAAGACUAUCAGAUGGCAGUUGACGAUGCAAGGAAGGCGCUUGGAAAGUCGCAGGAAAAAGUAAAGAACCUGGAGAACCUUCUCGAAAAUUCCAACCAGGAUCAAGCUGAUCUGAAACUGAAGCUUUCUGGAGCGGAAGGUAGAAUCUCAGGUCUUGAGACACAGCUCACCCGGAUUGAAAACGCCAAACACGAAGUUGAAUUCAAACUGACAAGUCUGCAUUCGGCAUUGCGACGAACCCUAGGCAUCAGAGGCGUGCCAUCUGAGCGUGCCAGGUCUCCAUCUCCAGUCCGAAGCCCCAGUCCAAGACGAAGAACACCAUUCAGCCGAAGCAAAACACCAACUAGAACAGAUGUUGACAUGUCACCAACCAAAGAUGACUCGUUUUCGCCUCGAAGAUCCCCAAGCAAAGGAGAUUCGAUCAAUGAAAUCGAUCCCGAGGCUGUUCGCGUAGCUCUCCGGGACUUCGCGCAAAAGAUGCGUGACUUUGAGCGUGAGAGAGACGAAGCCUUCGCACAAGUAAAUAGCCUUCAGAGGCAAUUCUCAGAGGUAGAAAAUGAUCGAAACGAAUGCGAGAAGCGAGUGCAGACAUUGCAAAAAGCUCUCGAAGAAAGUGAGAACGGCAAACGAGGUGCAGAUGGGAAGCUUAGCAGCGCUCAAACGGCGUUGAUGCUACAAGAAGAGACUAUACGAAGGCUGGAGCGUGAGAGGAAGAACAUAAACGAGAAGAUGCAGGCCCUAGAGACGAGUCUUGCGCAGUCCGAUGCUGAUCGAAGGCAGCUGAAAGAUAAGGUAUCAAAGCUUCAGCUCAAUGACACCAAGGUCGAACAGGAAAAGGAGGCUAUGAGAUCUCAGAUUGAGAAUGCGGAAUCUCGUAUCACAAGAAUAGAGUUGAAAAAGCGAGGCUUAGAAGGUGACCUCGAGCGCAUUCGUCUGUCCUUGCAAGAGAGUGAGGCUGAGAAACAAGCAAUGCGAGACAGAAUAAAUGAUUUGGUGCAAUCACAGCAACACCUCGAACAAAAGGCGACGUCGCUUCAGCUCACUGUGGAGCGGUUAUCGACAGCGUUGGCCAAAACAGAAGAGGAAGAGCGUUUAUGUAAACAAAAGGUUACCGAACUGUCGAUGAAAUUAAACGAUAGCAACCAGAACAUACUGAGCUUGCAAGAGCGAAUUAGGCAGCUGCAAAGAGCUUUGACCACUACAGAGCACGAUAAAAGGGUUCUGGAGGAGAGACUUGAUACGCUGAAAAUGUCGCAGGUUGAAGGGAAGAAAGCCAACGAUGGCCUUGCAGAGAGAUGCAGAUCGCUGCAGAAUGAGAUUCACGAUGCAGAAGAAAAGAAAUCGGAAUUAGAAGAGCAAGUUCGUAAAUUGCAUCAAAUGGUCCAAGCACGACAAGAGAGCGAAGAUGAUUUCGUCACCCGAGUAGGAAAGCUGCAGGAGGACAAGAGACAACUCCAAGAGAAACUUAGUCAGCAGCAACGUGUUUUGGCUUCAGCAGAGCAGGAGAAGAGGGAGCUUGAAAGAGCCCAGGUUCGCGUUGAAAAGGACAAAAAGGCACUCAAGGCCACUCUCGAUAGGAUUGAGAGAGACAAGCUGAACACAGAGGAAGAGCUUAGUAAAGUCAAGGAAGAAAGGUCUGCUUUAGACAGAUCGUUGAAUUCGCAAGAUCAGGAUAUGCUUGAACUGAGGUCACAGAUACAAUCAUUGCAGCAAACCUUGGCUGAUACUGAAGACUCACAUGCCAAAAAACUGAUGGAGAUUGCUGAGAGACACAGGGACGAGAUCGAUCGCGAAGCAGAACGGUCGAAACAGGCGCAAUCACACUUGGAGAGAACCCACCAAGCAAGAGAACGUGUUCACAAGCAGAGAGUGAGGGGGCUUGAAGAACAGGUGAACACAUUGAAAGACCAACUGAGCAAAGAAAUGCAACAAAAGCACUCGUUUAUAACAAAGACAUCGCAGAAAUCAGAUGAAAUCAAAGACAUACGCAGCAAAUUGAGCGAUUCACUGCACAGCGUUGCCCGCGAGCCAGCCGUGCUAGACCGCGAGACAUUGAAGCUUGAUCAAACAGCCGACCAGAUUUCUGGUAUUGAUAUCGGCGAUUCAACAUACCCGACCAGCACACCCUAUUACGGAAACAUGCGGCGCACAAAAUCAUCAUCACCAUCUUUAAUCUCACCUGAAAAGCUGAAGAUGUCCGGCCUAGCCAUGACUCCUACAACUGACCCUGGUAUCAGUCCAACAAAGCGUUCCACUCCAAUCACAGCAGGCCUGAGAAGAUCUGGCAUGGUACCAAGGUCAUCGGUCUCAAGCGCCCACAGCAAAUCAAGAAAAGACUACCAAUAGAAGAUCGUUUUAGACUGCGCUGAACAUAUUAGCUACUGAUUCGUUAAUGGGUUAACAUUUUUGUUAUUCAGACUUUUUAUCGAACGUUCUGUUGUUAUUGUAAAGUGCAAAGUUUUUAUCUGUUUCUACUUGGUUUGGAGAACGUAUUUGUUGUCUUUCACUGAUCGCUGGUGCAGCGUGUGUAGAAGGACAACCACGUAUUGCACCGCUUCUCUCUCGUUUUGAUGCCAUUUAAAUGGCUCUUCUUCCUGUGUUUUUAUUUACAUAGGCCUUUAUUUUAACGAUAUGAAAAACAAAGCCUACUGUUAACCGUAUAGCUUGGUAUUUUGCUCCGAACUUGUGAUCCAACAAUACGCUGCAAACCAUUUAGUUGAUAGGGUUUUUAACUUCGUGUUAGAUUUUUCAGCUGUAAUUUGCGACUUAAUUGUAAAUGGGGGGAGUAGAGACUUUGAUUCUAUUGAUUUUCACAAUAGCUUAUGACACAGAGACUGAUUUUGUAUAUUUUAAGAUUAUGGGAGACGUAACUUUAUGUGUACACUCUAUCCAUAGUAAACAUUAGACGUAGUGAUUCUGCGUGCUUCCGCGAGAUACUGCAGGACACACGAGCUUCACAAUCGAUGAUUAAUUAUCCGACCAUGACAAUGGUGCUCUACUCACAAAAUAUCUGGAUUUUCAAAUCUGUUUGCAAUAAAACCUUAAUAUAUUCAAUUUUGUAAAACAUUUCGUCCUAUCUGAUCUUAGCCAUUUAAUACUCAAUCACACCGUACACCAUUGAUUAUGAAGUUGUAAAAAGUUGGCGUCUUAGAUUUGUGCUGUAAACAUUUUGUGAUUAUCUUAUCAAUAUAGAGAAGGAAAACCUAA